AGUAAUCAAAUUGAUAACGUGACCUAAUAUAGUCGCGACGCCACUCUUCAACCAAACCCACCCUCUUCUUUUUUGGUUACUACUAUACACGAUACCCCAUGGAGAAUAUUCGCCAACGUCUACUAGCCCAAAGGGCAGAUCUUUUCCCUGAUGCUACCGCAUCUCGCACACCAAGCGUCACGAGCAUAUCUUCCUCAAGCACCUCUAGUUCCAGCUCUGCUCGAGAUGCUACUGGCAAGAGUAGAAAAGGCGCAAUUGUCAUCCUUUCAUCUGACGAUGAGGAGGAGGAGGCUCGAGAUAAACUUGGUCCACGUCCAUUGAAACCUACAAACGUCAAUAAGCAAACUCAACCUCUUCCGAGAUCGAAACCUUCGCAGACGACCAAAACCAUGGCGUAUCCAUCUAACGCCUUCUUUUCAGGAGCGGGCUCUGAGCCGUAUGAGACCAAUGUCAAGACUCUAGAUGAAGAUGAGCAGAAGGACGGCGAGGAGGUGGUGGUUCCCGACUUCAAGGAGGAUGAACAUAGGUUCAUCUCCCCUGCAGAUGCCGAGAAAGCUUUACGCGACUUGAUGGGUGGUGCGAUGAAUCAAGACGUAGAUGUUGAGAUCAAUCCAGACGAUGCUACUGUGAAAGGGUUCAAAGACGAAUUCAAGCUUCUCGAUCACCAGGUUAUCGGACGUAAGUGGAUGCGGGACCGAGAGGACCCAAAAUUGAAACGUAUGGGAGGCAUUCUUGCUGAUGAUAUGGGCCUUGGGAAAACGAUACAGACUUUGACUCGUAUCGUUGAAGGGUGUCCUCGUAAGAGCGACAAAGAGGACGGGUGGGAUCCUGCCACCUUGGUUGUUUGCCCACUAGCACUCGUUCAACAAUGGGCUGACGAGAUUAAGAGGAUCACGACAGGACUCACAGUAGUGAAACAUCAAGGGCCCUCCCGAGAUUCAGAUCCCAGGAAGCUAAAACGUGCUCAUAUCGUGAUCACAACCUACGACACACUGAAGUCGGAAUAUGGCGUCUUCAAUCCUGGUGAUGGUCAACGUAAAGUCAAAACAAAGAAAACGGUUGCGAGUGACGACGACAGCGACAGUUCAGAGGCAGAACAUUUUGGUCGAACAUUGAAAAAAUCUGCCAAGAAGACCACCAAGGCAAAAAAAGACGCUUUGUAUCAUAUGCAAUGGUUUCGAGUAAUUCUCGAUGAAGCUCAUAAUAUCAAGAAUAGGAAUACCGCUGCCGCUAAGGCUUGUUGUGGGCUGGAGGCCAAGUUUCGAUGGGCGCUCACUGGUACUCCCAUGCAGAACGAUGUUACUGAACUGUACUCGCUCCUAAAAUUUCUUCGCAUCAAACCCUUCUCCGUAUGGGAGAGAUUCAACGAACAAAUCGCUAAACCUGUCAAAAAUGGAAGGGGUGCAAAUCGUGCCAUGAAGAGACUACAGGUCGUUUUGAAACAAAUCAUGCUAAGGCGUCGCAAAGACGACACGAUCAAUGGCAAGAUUUUGAUCAAUCUGCCUAAAAGAACGGUCAAUGUCGUUUCAUGUCCUUUCUCGCCAUCGGAGCAACAAUUUUAUACUAACCUGGAGACAAAAAUGAGUGAUGUUAUGGAGCAACUCGUCGAGGAUGCGCAGAAAGCUGGUGUCAAAGCCAAUUACAUGUCCGUGUUGCUGUUGUUGCUGCGUCUUCGUCAGGCCUGCAAUCAUCCGAUCCUUGUGUCGAAAGACUAUAAAGAGGAUCUCGACGCUGUCGAUUCUAAGGCGGCCAAGAAAGGGUCUCCAGAUGUGGAUGGAGACGAUCUUAUUGCUGCGUUUGAUCAAUUAAACGUUUCCAAGAAAUGUAAAAUGUGCACUGCAGAUCUUACCGCUCUCAAUACUCCCAACAAAACUUUGGAUGGGCAUUGUGAUGAUUGUGCCUCCCUUGUUAUCAAGUCUAAACAGCAAAAUGACCAUCGUCCGGACUCGGCAAAAAUCAGGAUGGUCCGCAAGUUACUGAGGCAGAUCGACGAGCGGUCAGCGGGAGAGGAAAAAACCAUUAUCUUCUCCCAAUUCACCACUAUGAUUGAUCUUAUGGAACCUUUUUUGAAGGAGAGUGGUGUCAAGUUUGUUCGUUAUGAUGGUUCUAUGAAGCCUUUAGAACGGGAACGUUCUCUCAACGAUAUAAAAACAGACGAUUCAAUCAAAGUCAUUCUAAUUUCGUUCAAGGCUGGCAGUACUGGACUUAACCUGACGGCUUGCAACAAUGUUAUUCUUGUUGAUCUGUGGUGGAAUCCUGCUCUUGAGGACCAAGCAUUCGAUCGUUCCCAUCGUUUUGGACAGAAGCGCGACGUGAACAUCUACAAGCUCAAAAUUGACAGUACUGUUGAAGAUCGUAUUCUCGAGCUACAGGACAAAAAACGCGAACUCGCACGUGCUGCACUUAGUGGUGACAAGAUCAGGAACAUGCGUCUGGGAAUGGACGAGCUUCUUGCACUAUUCAGACCUGGCCGCGGCGGGGACUCUGAUGAAGAGUAGAUCCACAUUUUCGUGUACGACGGCUUACGAUUCAUUUCUACAAUCUCUUACUGUGACGGACGAAACCAGCCUCCUCACAUCGUUGGAGUACUGUUUAGCUUUGUUUGUGGAGGAGCUUAAGCGCAUAAUUACUAGCCUUUUUGAUAUACAAAUCUGAGCAAGCAGCUCCGUCUUUCUGCAAGUUUCUUGCAUCCAGACAGCCCCAAUUUACUCCAACAAUGACGAAAUCAGCCUCCU
This is a messenger RNA of Lentinula edodes (shiitake mushroom), 2735 nucleotides long. RefSeq names its product SNF2 family N-terminal domain-containing protein. The coding region runs from base 99 to 2498 and encodes 799 amino acids. The record is from RefSeq and is a predicted model, not a curated record. Lineage: Eukaryota; Fungi; Basidiomycota; Agaricomycetes; Agaricales; Omphalotaceae. Gene Ontology annotation, molecular function: ATP-dependent chromatin remodeler activity; ATP binding. The transcript has 17 exons. Gene Ontology annotation, cellular component: cytoplasm.